This is a messenger RNA of Hypomesus transpacificus, 2444 nucleotides long. RefSeq names its product exocyst complex component 8 (gene exoc8). The transcript has 2 exons. The coding region runs from base 138 to 2201 and encodes 687 amino acids. The record is from RefSeq and is a predicted model, not a curated record. Gene Ontology annotation, cellular component: exocyst. Gene Ontology annotation, biological process: exocytosis; intracellular protein localization; Golgi to plasma membrane transport. NCBI's taxonomy places the organism in Eukaryota, Metazoa, Chordata, Actinopteri, Osmeriformes, Osmeridae.
AGGGAGUAAACCCGUGAUGUUUCCUGUAUUGUUGAAGCUCUCAGUUGAGUUGCAGUGGUGAAGCGUCAUCGUUUUGUCUGUUAUAGUUUCCUUGAAACAUUUUUUUGUGUUAAAUAGGCAAAGAUAAAGUAUAAAAUAUGACCGACACAGCUGGCAGGCUGCGCAAGCAGCUAGAAUCAGCUAAUUUCGACCCUCAAAACUACGUAAAACAGCUGUCACAACAAUCCGAUGGAGACCGAGAUUUGCAGGAGCACCGUCAGAAAAUACAAACCCUUGCUGACGAAACGGCUCAAAACCUGAAGAAAAAUGUCUACAAGAAUUACAGACAGUUCAUUGAGACUGCUAAAGAGAUCUCGUAUUUGGAAAGUGAAAUGUACCAGCUGAGCCACAUACUAACUGAGCAGAAGAGCAUCAUGGAGAGCAUAACGCAGGCCCUGCUUUCUACCGACAAGGACGAGACGUCCAAAGAGAUGCUGGCCGCCUUCCCUAAGGAAACGGAGGAGGUGAAACAGAGGACGCUUACCACGCUGCUGGAGAGAGUGGAGGGCUGCAAAAAUAUAAUGGAAACACCCGGGAGAUACCUGGUGUACAACGGUGACUUGGUCGAAUAUGACGUGGACAGCAUGUCCUCCAUUCAGAAAGUGCAUGCCUUCCUGAUGAAUGACUGCCUCCUCAUCGCCACAUGGCUAGCGACCCGCCGAGGCACCGAGAAAUAUAAAUACAACGCACUUUAUGACCUGGAGAGCUUCGCUAUCGUCAACGUGAAGGACCACCCUCCAAUGAAGGACAUGUUCAAGAUCCUCAUGUUCCCCGAGAGCCGCAUUUUCCAGGCGGAGAACAGCAAAGUGAAGAAGGAGUGGCUGGAAAUCCUGGACGAGACCAAGAAGAACAAAGCGACCAAGGACAAGCACAAGAAGGAGGAGGAGGUCCCUCACUCUCCAGUCAGACCGGAGCCCUCCUCGGUUUCCACCAACCCCUUCGACGACGAGGAGCCCGUCGACUCGGACGAGGCCGUGGACCUGAGCUUGGAGUGGAUCCAAGAUCUCCCGGAAGACCUGGACGUUUGCAUCGCUCAACGGGACUUUGAGGGCGCCGUGGACCUCCUGGACAAGCUCAACGAGUACCUGAAAGACCAGCCCGCCAGCCCCAUGGUGAAGGAGCUGAGGGGCAAGGUGGACGAGCGCGUUCGCCAGCUCACCGACGUGCUCGUGUUCGAGCUCUCCCCAGAUCGCUCCCUCCGAGGCGGGCCCAAGGCCACCCGGAGGGCCGUGUCCCAGCUCAUCCGCCUGGGCCAGUCCACCAAAGCUUGCGAGCUCUUCCUGAAGAACCGCGCGGCCGCCGUGCAGACGGCCAUCCGCCAGCUCCGCAUCGAAGGCGCCACGCUGCUCUACAUCCACAAGCUGUGCAACAUCUUCUUCACCAGCCUGCUGGAGACGGCCAAGGAGUUCGAGACGGACUUCGCCGGCAACACGGGCUGCUACUCGGCCUUCGUGGUGUGGUCGCGCUCGGCCGUGCGGACGUUCGUGGACGCCUUCAGCAAGCAGGUGUUCGACAGCAAGGAGAGCCUGUCCACGGCGGCCGAGUGCGUGAAGGUGGCCAAGGAGCACUGCCGGCAGCUGAGCGACAUCGGGCUGGACCUGACGUUCACGCUGCAGUCGCUGCUGGUGAAGGACGUGAAGGCGGCGCUUGAGAGCUACAAGGAGGUCAUCAUGGAGGCCACCAAGCACCGCAACUCCGAGGAGAUGUGGAGGAAGAUGAACCUGAUGACGCCCGAGGCCCUGGCCAAGCUCAAGGAGGAGAUGCGCGCCUGCGGCAUCGCCGGCUUCGACCAGUACACUGGCGACAACUGCUGGGUGAACCUGAGCUACACGGUGGUGGCCUUCACCAAGCAGCUGAUGGGCUUCCUGGAGGAAGGCCUCAAGCUCUACUUCCCCGAGCUGCACAUGGUGCUGCUGGAGAGCCUGAGGGAGAUCAUCCUGGUGGCCGUGCAGCACGUGGACUACAGCCUGCGCUGCGAGCAGGAGCCCGAGAAGAAGGCCUUCAUCCUGCAGAACGCCUCCUUCCUCCACGAGACGGUGCUGGUGGUGGUGGAGAGGCGCUUCGAGGAGGGCGUGGGCAAGCCGGCCAAGCAGCUGCAGGACCUGAGGAAGAGCAUGAGGCCGGUGAGGGUGAACCCGGAGAGCACCAUGUCCAUGGUGUAAGAGCCCCCCCCCCCCCCCUGGGUCCGUGAGGUGUGCGUCCCACCUCUCUUGUUCAUGACUUUGCUCACGGACUGCAGACGAUGAUCCGAACCAGCUGAUUUAGUCAUUUCCUCGUUUUUUUGUGUUUCUGUGCUGGAUGAUACGUGUAAAGGGAUGGGCGGGUGGAUAACGGUUGAUGUUUGAAGCUGUAUGUCAUCGAAAGGCACCGCUCGAAUGCUUGUGUAAUAAAAGUGCUGCACUCGC